Messenger RNA from Coffea eugenioides, 1634 nucleotides. RefSeq names its product pentatricopeptide repeat-containing protein At1g77405. The record is from RefSeq and is a predicted model, not a curated record. Lineage: Eukaryota; Viridiplantae; Streptophyta; Magnoliopsida; Gentianales; Rubiaceae. Bases 114 to 1499 code for a protein of 461 amino acids. Gene Ontology annotation, molecular function: protein binding. The transcript has a single exon.
UGGUCAUUUGGCUGUUCUUCUACUUUUUUUUGGCUGUUCUACUACUUUUACCAACGGAGGAGGAAUCAUCACUACCAUUUUUUUUGGGGCAAAGAAAUAGUACUGCUACAUGAAUGAUGAAUCCUUCAGCACCUCUUCAUCGUUCUCCCUCUCAAACUCCUUUUGUAAAUCAAAUUUUGGCUGCAAUAAUAAAAAACCAACCUUUUGAAACAAGCAUUUCAACCUCAGCCUCAGUGCAAAACACCCCACAAGCCAAAAUUCCAAUUUGGACAACAGAAACAGUUACUGAAGUUCUAAGAUUCAUCCCAAGAUUCCUGUUUCAAUCCCCGAGAUCAAUUGGCAGUCAAAAGGGCUUUCGCCACCGGGCACCACUGAGACAAAGAAGCCUUAAGAUUGAAUCAUUCAAAGCUCAAAAGGGUAUACUCGUUCUUGGCCCUGCUGCUCAUAGAAACCAAGAAAAAAUCAAUCUUGGAUUGAAAAAAGCUACUGACUUUUACUAUUGGGUUGAAUCCCAUUUUGGGUUUAUUCACAGUGAGUUUACUUGCAAAGAAAUGGCCCUUGUUUUGGUAAAGGGGAUUAGCUUAAAACCCCUUUGGGAAUUUCUUAGAAAGAUGUCAAGAAAAGGGAUUGUUAAUACUUCUAUUAUGACUUGUGUCAUUAAGGUUUUGGGGGAAGAGGGAUUGGUUAAUGAAGCAUUGGCUGCAUUUUAUAGGAUGAAGCAAUUUCAUUGUAAGCCUGAUGUUGUUGCAUAUAAUACCAUGAUUCAUGCCCUUUGUAGGGUUGGGAAUUUUAAGAAAGCUAAGCUUUUGUUGGAACAAAUGGAGUUGCCAGGUUUUAGAUGUCCUCCUGAUACCUUUACUUAUACAAUUUUGAUUAGUUCUUAUUGUAGAUAUGGUAUGGAAACUGGUGUUAAGAAAGCCACCAGGAGGCGUUUGUGGGAGGCGAAUCACUUGUUUCGUAUAAUGAUGUUUAAAGGGUUUGUUCCUGAUGUUGUGACUUAUAAUUGUUUGAUUAAUGGAUGCUGUAAGACUUAUAGGAUAGAGAGGGCAUUGGAGUUGCUUGAUGAUAUGAUUAAGAGAGGCUGUUUGCCUAAUAGGGUUACUUAUAAUUCUUUUAUCAGGUAUUACAGUGCAGUGAAUGAAAUUGAUAGGGCAAUUGAGAUGCUGAAGAAAAUGAAAGAACUGAAUCAUGCAACCCCAACAACUAGUUCAUAUACUCCGAUAAUUCAUGCUUUCUGUGAAGCAGGAAGGGUUGUGGAGGCAUGGGAUUUUCUAGUUGAGUUGGUAGAGCAAGGAUCAAUUCCCAGAGAGUAUACAUAUACGUUAGUUCAAGAUGCUUUAAAGUCUUCAAGUCAGAUCAAUGUUUUAGACAGAAAAUACUGCAAGAAAAUUGAAGAGGGUAUUCAGAACAGAAUCACUCAAGUAAUGAAGAUGAAACCAAUUUUGAAGCGUGAAACCAAUCUGUACCCAUGGAAAUGUCUGGAGAUGAAUGUCAUGUAAAGUGUAAACAAAAGGAUAGAGAUUUUAUUGUCUGAUAUAAGUUUCAAUGGUUACAUACAAUGUACUUUUGGUUGUUAAAAUUUGUUUAACCCAGGGCCAAAUAUUUCAGUAAUCAAAGGCAAGGACACUUCUGCU